Messenger RNA from Diabrotica virgifera virgifera (western corn rootworm), 2686 nucleotides. RefSeq names its product zinc finger protein 569-like. Bases 283 to 1947 code for a protein of 554 amino acids. Gene Ontology annotation, molecular function: RNA polymerase II cis-regulatory region sequence-specific DNA binding; DNA-binding transcription factor activity, RNA polymerase II-specific. Lineage: Eukaryota; Metazoa; Arthropoda; Insecta; Coleoptera; Chrysomelidae. The record is from RefSeq and is a predicted model, not a curated record. Gene Ontology annotation, biological process: regulation of transcription by RNA polymerase II. The transcript is spliced from 2 exons. Gene Ontology annotation, cellular component: nucleus.
AGAUUCAGGAGCUAUGAGCUUAAGCCCAGAUGUACCUCAGGUACGGCUCUUGAAUAUUCAAGUCUAUAUUCACGGAUCCUGGCCGGAUAGCCCUGGCAGCUAAGGCCAUUCAAAUGAAGAGAAGAAGAAGAAGUGAUUCAACUCCCCACUUUCCCAGUUUUUCCACAGUUUCCCGCCAAAUGGCCAAAUUAUACCGUGGUUUCCCGCAAUAAACAGUUAAAAUUUUACACGUAGUAUCCUGGUAAUAACCUAAAUAUUUUUAAAUAACAAUAAGUAUUAAUUAUGGAAGUCAAAACCCAUGUUAAAGACGAGUUUAUAGAACGUGACAAAAGAUUGGUGGUUCUGCUGUCCACAGAAAUAGAUCUUGGAGAAUUAAAAGAUGAACCUGAAGACAACGCAGAAGAGACGACAAGUGUCUACCAGAAGACCAAUAAAAUGAAAAUUAUCAAAAGCGAACCAUGUAAUACAGAAAAACACACCAAUCCACAAAUCCAUGCGAGAAGAAGAAUAUACGAAUGUGAAAUUUGUGGCAAGCAGUUUUUCCACAAAGGAAAUAUGACAAACCACGUGAAAACGCACACUAAAGUAGAACAUAAAUGUCUAAUUUGCCUUAAGCAAUUUAAUAAACAAAGUAUUUUAUAUGGCCAUAUGAAAAUUCACACUGGACACAAACCUUUCGAAUGUCAUAUUUGCCUUAAGAAGUUUUUACGACUUAUCCAAUUGAAGAUACAUCUAAGAACACACACUGGUGAAAAGUUGUACGAGUGUGAAAUUUGUCAUAAACAUUUUGCUCAAAAAGUUUCUUUAAAAGACCAUCUAAAUCUUCACUUAGGUGAAAAGCCUCACGAAUGUGAAGUUUGUUUUAAAAAGUUUACUAAACAAUCUUCCUUAAGAACACAUAUGACGGUUCACACUGGUGAAAGGGCUUAUCAGUGUGACAUUUGUCUUAAACAGUUUAAACAGAGGAGUAGUUUAAAUGAACAUGUCAAAGCUCACAGUGGACAAAGACGUUAUAAAUGUGAAAUUUGUCUCAAGACGUACACUAAAAAAAGUAAUUUAAAUAAUCAUAUGAAAGAUCACACUGGGGAAAGACUCCUCCAAAAAUGUGAAAUUUGUUUUAAGCAGUUUACUCAGAAAAGUACCUUAAAUGAGCACUUGAAAGUUCACUCUGGAGAAAGGCCAUAUCAAUGUGAAAUCUGUUUUAAGAAAUUUACUAAAAAAUUCGGUUUAAAAAAACAUACGAGAAUGCACACUGGAAUCAAACCUUAUUCAUGUGAAACGUGCCUUAAAACUUUUGCUAGAAAAGACACAUUAAUUAAUCAUAUAAAAGUUCACUCAGGCGAAAGAUCUUAUUACGAGUGUGAUAUUUGUUCUAUGAAAUUUACUAAAAAUUGGAGUUUAACUCAACAUAAACGGAAUGUUCACGAUAGAGAAAAGCCUCAUAAAUGUAACAUUUGUUUUAGGGACUUUGCCACUACAUAUUCGUUACGUGUUCAUAUCAAAACCCAUACGGGAGAAAAAUCUCAUCAAUGUGAAAUUUGUCUUAAAAAGUUUACAGAAAAAAGUUCUUUAAAUGUCCAUAUGAAAGUUCACACUGGAGAAAGGCCUUAUCAAUGUGAAAUUUGUUCUAAAAAAUUUUCUACGAAAUCUGCUGUAAAAAAACAUUUAGUUGUUCACACGGGAGAGAGACCUCAUAAAUGUAACAUUUGUUUUAGAAACUUCCCAACUACACAUUCUUUAAGUGUGCAUAUCAAAACCCAUACGGGAGAAAGACCUCACAAAUGCAAAAUUUGUCUUAAGCAGUUUGCCGAAAGAAGUACUUUAAAAGGGCAUAUAAGAUCUCACACUGGAGAAAAGCCUCAUCAAUGUGAAGUGUGCCUAAAGAAAUUUAGUAGAAAGUUUAAUUUAAAUCAGCAUAUGCAAGGUCACAAUGCAGAAAGUCCUUAACUCUCGAGAAUUUUAUCUCCCGUUUAUAUCACACGGUUUAGCGACACGAGUAUUUGGAUUUUGUGAGGUUCAGUAUAUUCCUAAAAACUACCAACGUAUCGCUUGUACGUACAGAUAUUUGAUAUCGACAAAAUUGACUGGAAAAUGAAUCGUGACACUAAAGAGUUAUACUAGAUUACAACGAAACUAAAGAUGGAGUGUACACUAUAGACAAGAUGUGUGCCGCUUUCUCAACCACUAGGAUAACAAAGAAAUGACCGUGUAUAAUUUUGUUCGGUCUGAUAAAUAUUGGCGGCAUAAAUACUCGAAUCUUAUACAAAUUGGCCUGUCCAGCCGGGGCACCUACAUCUCUAUCGAAGAGUUUUUCUGAGAAAUUUGGCAUUGAACCUAAUGAAAGAAAAUCUUAUCUUUAGAUUGACCCUCAGACAUAUACCUCAAGAUGUGUCUUUUCUUCGAGGUGACUUAUGAUCAGGAGGUCGAACCUGCCGAAGAAGAACAAAAUAGAAGUCCUCUAAAGCGCGGUGUGCGCCGGCAAUGUGUAAUGGAGAAGAAGAGAUCCUCAGCUUCAAUGAAAUGCCGUUGUCAGUUAUUUACAUGCCAGAAACAUUCUGCCAUUUAGGUGGUUUUCAAUUAUUGUAAGGAUGAUCCUAGUCAAUAUAGUCUAAUCCUUUUAAAAUAUUAUAUUUUUAAAGGGUUUGCUUUUUUUUUAACAAAAAUAAAAAAUAUUUUGUUAAAAAUA